Molecule: messenger RNA, 936 nt
Organism: Aspergillus bombycis
Lineage: Eukaryota; Fungi; Ascomycota; Eurotiomycetes; Eurotiales; Aspergillaceae
Exons: 5
Coding region: 1-936 (311 amino acids)
Source: RefSeq, a predicted model, not a curated record
AUGGUUCGCGUUGUUGUAGCUGGAGGCACUGGACCUGUCGCCCAGGAGGUGGUUGCUGCGCUGGUCGAUUCUGGAAAGCAUGAAGUGGUCACCUUCACUCGAUCUGAUGUCCCUAAGCAUGCACGGCCUAGUGUUAAGUUCGUAGUUGUUGACUACGACAAUAAAACCAACCUGGCAAAAAAUUUGGAAGCCGUGCAUUCUGUGCUUUGCUUUAUAUCUAGCUUCGAUGUGCAGAUAAGAUUAAUCGAUGCCUGCAUUGAAGCUGGGGUGAAACGAUUUGCACCAAACGAAUGGGCUGCGCGAAGCAACAGCGGAAUUUUUACGUUCAAAGAAAAAGACCGCGUCUAUGAGUAUCUGCAAGAAGUCAACAGAAAGAAUAAGCGUCUGGAAUAUUGCCUCUUCCAGCCAGGUAACUUUAUGAAUUAUCUCAGCUCUCCCAUUCCGUCGACAACUUAUACUCCAAUCUUCACCAACCAGUGGGGCAUCAAUAAUCGUCGCGCUAUCAUACCUGCCGGAGAAGACUAUCGAGUUACUUUGACCACUGUACAGGACAUGGCCAAGGUUGUUACUGAAGCUCUUGGGUACCAAGACACUUGGCCAGAGAUUGGAGGAAUUACUGGCUCAUUUAUUUCCAACUCUGAGCUUAUUAAGCUCGUGGAGUCCAUCCGAGGUCCUUUUAAAACUGAAACUGUAUCGCGGGAGAACCUUGAGGCUGGGAGAUUGAAAACAUCAUGGAUCCCAAUGCUCCCUAGGCAUCCCGAUAUGCAAGUGGACUCGAACUGGGGAAUAUUUUCUGAAUAUGUUAUUGCUGAGCUUAUCCUUGGAGGUCUUAAAGGGGCAUGGGAGGUCUCGAAUGAGUGGAAUCAGCUUCUUCCUCAUCUGAAACUAACACCUGUAGGCGGGUUUCUAUCUAAAGUUUGGAAAGAUGAACCGUGA